Molecule: messenger RNA, 579 nt
Organism: Rotaria sp. Silwood2
Lineage: Eukaryota; Metazoa; Rotifera; Eurotatoria; Philodinida; Philodinidae
Source: the annotation of a GenBank genome assembly
AUGGGCUGCUCAACCUUACUUAAUAUUGCUUCAUGGGCUUUGAUUGGUCUCGCUUAUCCUCUCUACAAUGUCUUUUUGCCCUACUAUCUGCGCUCACGAGGAGCAGUCGUAGGUGAUGGCUCUACUUAUACAACCUACCGCAAUUAUGCCAUCACCAAUACGUGCACCAUAUUUGGUCCCGUGGUGGCUGGAGCUCUAGUGGAAAUUCAUUAUCUUGGUCGACGAUACACUAUGGUUAUUGGUGCUCUACUCACCAUGAUCUUCCUUUUCGCGUACACAACAGUUCGUACUGCUGCUGAGAAUUUGGCUUUUGCCUGCAUGAUCAGUUUCUGUUUGAACAUCUACUAUGGGACUUUAUAUGCCUAUACACCAGAAGUACUUCCAUCAGAACAUCGAGGCACGGGUAAUGCCAUCACUGUGGCAUGCAAUCGAAUCAUGGGUAUUGUCGCUGCGGUUGUGGGCAUGUAUGCCAAUCUCAAUUCGAAUAUACCCAUUUAUGUAUGUGCAGCUGCUUUCGGUGCCUUGGCACUUAUAAGUUUCUUAUUUCCAUUUGAACCACGCGGAAAAACGAGUGGUUAA